This is a messenger RNA of Mytilus californianus (California mussel), 4429 nucleotides long. Its product is annotated as serine hydroxymethyltransferase, cytosolic-like. Lineage: Eukaryota; Metazoa; Mollusca; Bivalvia; Mytilida; Mytilidae. Bases 105 to 1517 code for a protein of 470 amino acids. Gene Ontology annotation, molecular function: mRNA 5'-UTR binding; zinc ion binding; mRNA regulatory element binding translation repressor activity. The transcript has 8 exons. The record is from RefSeq and is a predicted model, not a curated record. Gene Ontology annotation, biological process: purine nucleobase biosynthetic process; L-serine catabolic process; protein homotetramerization. Gene Ontology annotation, cellular component: cytosol; cytoplasm; nucleus.
CGCGUUUUAUAUAAACUGGCCUUUUCACGUGUGCUUCCUGUUUACUACUACCAUAGUUAGGAGACAAAAGGUGGCGGGAAACUUGUUAGAAAUAAAGAAGGAAAAUGAUGAAUGGAUCAGGAGAUAGUUAUUACCUUCAGAAGGACAUCAAAGAAGAUGAUCCAGAAAUAACUGCAAUUAUUAGAAAUGAAAAAAAUAGGCAAAUGAAAGGCCUAGAACUGAUCGCAUCAGAAAAUUUCACUAGCAAGGCAGUAAUACAAGCACUGGGUUCCUGUUUGACUAAUAAAUAUUCAGAGGGGCAACCUGGUCAAAGAUACUAUGGUGGAAAUGAAUUUAUUGAUGAUAUGGAAAGACUAUGCCAGAAGAGAGCCUUAGAAGCUUAUAAGCUUGAUCCUGCCAAGUGGGGAGUAAAUGUUCAACCAUUGUCUGGAAGUCCAGCAAACUUUGCAGUAUAUACAGCACUAGUAGGACCACAUGGUAGAAUUAUGGGUCUUGAUUUACCAGAUGGAGGACAUUUAAGUCAUGGUUUUAUGACACCAACUAAGAAGAUCUCUGCAACAUCAGUGUACUUUGAAUCAAUGCCAUAUAAAGUAAAUCCAGAAACAGGGCUAAUUGAUUAUGAAGAACUUCACAGAAAUGCAAAACUGUUUCUACCAAAAAUGAUCGUAGCAGGUAUUAGUUGUUAUUCCAGAAAUCUUGAUUAUGCCAGGUUCAGAAAAGUUGCUGAUGAGAAUGGUGCUUAUGUGUUGGCAGACAUGGCUCAUGUUAGUGGAUUGGUAGCAGCAGGAUUAGUAGCGAACCCAUUUGAACAUUGUGACGUUGUAACUACAACAACCCAUAAAUCACUCAGAGGACCCAGAUCAGGAAUGAUCUUCUACAGAAAAGGUGUACGAAAAGUAACCAAAGAUGGUAAAGAAGAAAUGUAUGAUUUAGAGAAAAAGAUAAAUGAAGCUGUUUUUCCAGGCUUACAAGGUGGACCACAUAAUCAUCAAAUUGCAGCUGUUGCAGUAGCCUUGAACCAGGCAUGCAGACCAGAAUUCAAAGUUUAUCAGGAACAAGUAAUAGCUAAUGCCCGUGUAAUGAGUAAAGUAUUACAAGCAAAGGGAUAUAAAGUGGUUACAGGUGGUACUGACAAUCAUUUAAUCUUAGUUGACUUGAGACCAAAUGGAAUAGAUGGUGCUCGGGCUGAGAAAGUUCUGGAAGAUGUUAGUAUAGCUCUAAACAAAAACACCUGUCCAGGUGACAAGAGUGCACUUAAACCAAGUGGUCUCAGAAUAGGAUCUCCUGCUCUUACAUCCAGAAACAUGAAGGAAAAAGAUUUUGAACAAGUAUCAGAAUUUAUACAUCAAGGGUUAGUGAUAACAAAAGAAGCUAUGGAAGGUUGUGGACCAUUGUUGAAAGAUUUUAAGGCUAAGAUACAAACAGACGAAAAGAUUAAACAGAAAAUUUCAUCACUGAAGGCAGAUGUUGAGAAGUUUGCUAUACAGUUUCCAAUGCCAGGACUUGAUGAUUGGUGAAGGAUUUAUUUUAAUGAUAAGAGGGUGAUAGUUGUAACUGGCGUAUUGUAGUAUCUGCUAUGUUUUAAUGGUAUAAUUUGUGGGUUAAUAAAUACAUAAUAUAAAUAUUAAUUUAAGAAUGAUGUUGGGAGUAAAAAUGACAUGGUGAACUAAUUUGAAUAUUUGAAAGUUAUCAUUGAUGUUAACAAUUGUAUUUCGUAAAUUUUACUGGACUUGACACUUGUACUGUAUAAACAAUGUAUGCAGAGAAUGAUUUAGAAUUUAUUAGUGUGUAAAGAACAACACAUAUUCUUGAUGUAACUAGAAAGAACUUAGACAUGACUAAUUGUAAUAUUGAAAUAUUUUCACUGGUUAUUGUUAAUGAAUUCUUUUCUGAGUUAACCUGUUAUAUUAGACAAGGAAAAGUUGUUCUGGUUGUUGAUUUUUAUAGGUUCUAUGUGUGUUCCCAGGGUACAAUAUUUAAAUAUACACAGCUACUAGUUGUAUUUGUUUUGUUUGUUUGUUUAAUUGAUGGAGUUUAGCACCACUUUAUUUGCAGCUGUAAACUUCCAUGUUAUACAUUUUUGUUUGGAGGAAGUAAGUUUGUCAGUAUAAUACCACACACCCUUUAGACCAUAAAUGAUGAUCUCUUAUCAAUAAAACUAAAAGGUACCAUGCCAAUUUUGUGCAUAACCAGAGCUAGGCCCUUAUUAUGUAUGAAACCAUGCGUUUUUUAUGCCCCACCUACGAUAGUAGAGGGGCAUUAUGUUUUUCAGUCUGUGCGUCCGUUCGUCUGUCUGUCCCGCUUCAGGUUAAAGUUUUUGGUCAAGGUAGUUUUUGAUGAAGUUGAAGUCCAAUCAACUUGAAGCUUAGUACACAUGUUCCCUAUGAUAUGAUCUUUCUAAUUUUAAUGCCAAAUUAGAGUUGACUCCAAUUUCACGAUCCAUUGAACAUAGAAAAUGAUAGUGCGAGUGGGGCAUCCGUGUACUAUGGACACUUUCUUGUUUAUGUUUAAUUUAUGUUGGUGUUUUAUUUUUACAUGGUGAAAAGACUAUGAGAUUAUUGAUACGUUAUUGUUGUGUUUUUGUUUGACAAAAACUUGUGAGGAUGUGCUCCUCAGUUAUUUAGAAUAUGGGACCAAAUGACCAUUAGUUAUCUGAAAAUACUAUGUCCAUAGAAUAUUCAAUAAGAAAUAGCUAAAAUGGUCAUUUUAAGAUUUUGAAUAAUAGGACAUUUGACCAGUAACCAAAAAAUUGCUAGGAUGGUUCCUAUACACUUUAUAUGUCUUAUUGGUAGAUUUGGGCCAGUUUUAUAUUCCCUAGAUGAUCCAUGACCCUUUUUUUUCUAUGUUGAAGUACCCAUAAAUGCUUAUGCAAAGUGAUUAUUUUUUUUUUUACUUCAAAUAAAAUAUAAAUUAUCAAUGUGUUGUUGAUGAUGUGUUUCCCAGUUGGGUUACAUUUGUUAGUUUUCUGUUAUGUUCUUACUGUUCAUAAUCAUGUUUAUUCUAUUAUUAAUGGAGUCUUAUAAAAACCACGUCUAGAACACAAACUGAGUACAUUUUUUUAGUAUUAGACAGAACAUUCCUAAACUUAAGUAUGAAUGUUAGGUUAUUGACAUCAACCCUGACACCACUAUUCAACCAAAAAAAAUAGUAUUUUGAUUUAUUAAGGUAAAGAAAAAGUUUCAGAUACUUGGAACAGCCCUGUAAUUGUUGACAUUUUAUAGAUAAGUUACAAAAGUUACAAAUCUGUAUUAGUUUGUGACAAGUAAAAGAAAAAAUAUUUGGAACUAUUAAUUAUAUUUAUAGAAUAACUAAUCGAAGAAUUCAAAUAGAGAAAAAUAUUCAACGAGUGACCGAACAACACAUUAAUUCACGAAUGCGCGUAGCGCAUGAGUUAAUUAUCAGUGUUGUUCGGUCACGAGUUGAAUAUUUUUCGAUAUUUGAAUUCUUUGAUUAGUUAUUCUUUUUAUUACAUUGGCAAAUGGCUUCUUUUAAUGAAAUUAAUGUAGAAAAUGUAAGGAACUAUAUCUUUUUUCUACGCAUUCACAAUUUGUUUUGAUCCGACGUUAUCGACGUCUUGACAACGCCUAUUGUUGUAUGACGUCAGAGAGUGAAAUAACCACGUUUAUUUCACAUGUGAAAUUAUCGGUUUUUAUUUGACUGGGAAAUCAAUGUAAUUCAAUGCUACCAAUGUAAUAAUUGAUUAUAAUUUGGAAAUAGAUAUACACUGUAUUACAUCAUAUCUAAUUUUAGAGAACUAUUAAUCAUAUCUAAUGUUAAAGUGUUUUCCACACUUUUUUUCAUCAUGCUUGAAGAUAUUGAUUGAUAAUUGGUAUAUAGUUUUAUCAUGACAAGUUAUACAGAUCAAGUUCGAAAUUUUGUUUCAGUCUGAUAAUUUUGUGCAGAGUUUUAUGGUCCUUGGACUUGAAAAAUUCACUCAUUUAAUCAGUUUUCCACACUGUUUUAGUCAUGCUUGAAGAUAUUGACUUGAUAUUUUCUUUUUGUUUACACCAUGACAAGUUAUAGAACAAGUUAGCUUUUUGUUCCAGUAUAAUGAAUUUUUACCUGGUAGGGGAGCAAUACUCUCAGAAUGCUUGUUUUUUGUUAUGGUUGAUUUCUUCAAGAAAAUUCUUAGACUUCCUCUAUAAUAACUUUUUAUGUAGCCAUUGUACAGGGGCUUUCAGUAAUUGUAAAGCUUAUCUUUUUUCUUCCGUUAAAAAGAUCUUUAAAUUAAAUUAUGAACUAAAGAGUCUUAUCUUAUGUAAAUGAAUCAUGCUUAGAAAUUCUUUUUAUUUAUUAUGUAUGAAACAUUUGUAAAUUCCGCAUAUUAAAUCUGUUUACUGCUUCUUUUUUUUUUUGCUUUAUCUUCAUUUUGUGAUGAACAUUUUUGUAUCACUCAGAAACAACCAAAUAAAAACAAGAUUCAAAUCAA